Molecule: messenger RNA, 1041 nt
Organism: Bipolaris sorokiniana ND90Pr
Lineage: Eukaryota; Fungi; Ascomycota; Dothideomycetes; Pleosporales; Pleosporaceae
Exons: 2
Coding region: 41-970 (309 amino acids)
Molecular function (GO): oxidoreductase activity
Source: RefSeq, a predicted model, not a curated record
ACAUUUUUCAAUACAUCAUCUAUCUUACCACACCUCUAUCAUGUCAGCCGUAGAUGUUCUCAUCAUUGGCGGUGGGCCCGCUGGUCUCUCCGCAGCUACUGCUCUCAGUCGCUUGAUGCACCCCUGCAUCGUGUUCGACCAUGGAGUAUACCGCAAUGCGCGGGCACCCCACAUGCACAACCUCCCGACAUGGGAUCACCAGCACCCAGAGAAAUUCCGUGAAGCAGCACGCAAAGACCUCACGAAUCGCUACAAGACGACCACGUUUGUCCAGGCAAAGGUGGAGAAGAUUACAAAGCUGUCGGACGGAAGCUUCGAGGCGCUGGACAACCAGGGUAAAACUUACAAAGGGAAAAAGGUUGUUUUGGCGACUGGUGUACAAGAUUUGUAUCCAGAGAUUGAGGGUUACGAUGAAUGCUGGGGCCGUGGAAUAUACCACUGUCUGUUCUGCCAUGGCUAUGAGGAGCGCGGUGCCGCCCAGGCCGGCAUUCUUGCUGUUGAGGACAUGGCAGACCUGAUGCAUUCGACUGCUGUAGGCUGCAUGGCCCAGAGGCUGGCUAAGAAGGUCAUUAUCCUAACUCACGGCAACCUAGCUCUAAAACAGGAGAUUCAAGAAGCUUGCAUCGAAAAAGGAUUAGCAGUUGACUCCAGGCGCAUCGUCAGAUUCCGAAAGGUGCCCGGUGAUACUGCUGAUGUAGAGAUUGAAUUCGAAGACGGCGCAAAGGAAGUCUUCGGCUUUAUCGCACACAAGCCAAGGAGCAAGAUCAAUGGACCGUGGGCAGAGCAGCUGGGUGUGGAGCUAACUCCAGGUCUAGACCUGAAAGUGAAUCCACCCUUCAACGAGACAACUGUCCCUGGCGUAUUUGCUGCUGGGGAUUGUGCCAGCCCCUUCAAGAUAGUUGCUGGAGGUCUUUCCAUGGGUCUUUUUGCGGCCAACGGCGCUGCAAUGCAAGUGCAGCAAGAUAAAUGACUUUCCGCUCCGUCCAGUCGGAUUUAGCAGAUUGACAUAAUUGGCAUUUAUAAGCAAAACUGAGAUAACUU